Messenger RNA from Periconia digitata, 1331 nucleotides. The record is from the annotation of a GenBank genome assembly. NCBI's taxonomy places the organism in Eukaryota, Fungi, Ascomycota, Dothideomycetes, Pleosporales, Periconiaceae.
UUCGUAUAACCGGGCAUGGCGUCUUGGUAGUUGUUGGUACGACGUUGACGCGGGCCCGGACGAAUAUUUUGACAGCCUGGAGAGAAGAGCAGUUGACAAAUGAUGAAGGAACCUGGAGAAGCAGAAAACGUAAGACACGGAGUCGGUGUAAUUCUCCUAAGCUACUGUUGGCCAUGGAUACGAGCACGAGUAAACAACGAUGUCACGAACUGAAUAUAAGAAGCAUAUCAGUUGACUACCAUCUCGACCAACAUCCCAGCUACACACUCCCGAACAAACCACUCUCAAGGAUCUCAUCUAUACCCAAACAAACACAUCAAUUGCCUACAAUGUCCUCCUCUGCCAAACUAAUCACAGUCUACGGCGCAACCGGCGCCCAAGGCUCUUCAGUCUUAACCUCGCUCCUCAAAAAUACUUCCCCAACCUAUACCCUCCGUGGCACCACCCGCAACCCUUCCUCCCAAGCCUCCCAGCGUCUCUCAGCCGCAGGAGCCGAAAUGGUGCGUGCCGAUGGACAGGAUAAAGCGUCCUUAGUCGCAGCAUUCAAGGGAAGCUGGGGCGUAUUUGUCAAUACGGAGUCAAAUGGCGAGGAAGAGUUGGAGAAAGAGAUUGGGAGGACGGUUGUCGAUGCGGCGGUGGAGGCUGGUGUGGAGGUCUUUGUGUAUAGCGGGUUGGGUGGGGAAGGGGUGACUGGGGUGAAGACUUUUGAUGACAAAGCCUCCAUCUUCGCCUACGCGCUCUCCAAGCGCCCUCAGCUCACAUCCGUGGUAUCAGUCAGUGCAGGCUUUUAUAUCGAGAACUUUUUGAACCGCGACUUCACGGCCAUCCUAGGGGGAUUCCCAUUCUCACCUGCCGCAAAGACAGACAGUGAGAGUGGUGUAGACGAUGGCGCCUUCCUACUUCGCGCGCCGCGAUGGGGUGGUAGGGAAGAUAUCCCAUUCAUCAAUAUCCAGGAGGACUACGGAGAUAUUGUGCACGGUGUGUUCUUGGAGCCUGAGGUUUGGAAUGGGAAGGUUGUCCAGGGAGUCAGUGAUGUGAGGUCUUGGACGGACGCCGUGAAAGCGUUUGAGGGGGUGACUGGACGAAAAGCCAUCUACCAAGACUAUCCCCUUGAAGAGUUCGAAACAUAUGGCGUCUACGCUCUAGAGAAUGCCAAAAGCAUGUUUCGCUUUUGGCAAGAGUCGGGCGGUCUGUACUUUGGUAAAGACCUGACAGAAAAUGAGACAGCUAAGGAUCUGAAGAGGAAGGCAUGGCGUGCUCAAGGGAGGGUGGAGGACGGAAAGUUGUCCACGUUGGAGGAUUUCUUCCAGGACCACUUUGGUCAGGCAUGA